This is a messenger RNA of Thalassophryne amazonica, 1290 nucleotides long. Its product is annotated as neurexophilin-1. The transcript is spliced from 2 exons. Lineage: Eukaryota; Metazoa; Chordata; Actinopteri; Batrachoidiformes; Batrachoididae. Bases 426 to 1256 code for a protein of 276 amino acids. The record is from RefSeq and is a predicted model, not a curated record. Gene Ontology annotation, molecular function: signaling receptor binding.
UCUCAGCAUCGCUCACCUUCUGCAGGAGGCUGCUUCAUUUCUCCUCCACUGGCCCCGAUCAGCACACAUCUACCCACUCCACGACUCUGAGCCGGGAUUUCUCUGUCUCGCUUGUGCAUGGAUAUCGCUGUGCAUUUAAGGAUUUCUCACAGCUCAUGUGACUCAAAUCUGAGGCUGGUGAAAGUAAAACAUUGUGAAAAACCGGGACUCCAAGUGGUUUUGUAGGUUUGUGGGAAGCAGCUGUUCUGCUGGCUUUGGACAUGGACCCGUGCGUCCGCCGUGAGGGAUCCGGUGCAGGAGGAAGAGCGUGCACUUGAAGGAGGAAAAGCCCGUGUACGGGAGUUUUUACUUUUGUUCACUCUCUCACACACACUCGCGUUCUCUCUCUCCACCUGGAAGGGGAACGCAGAGUUUUACGCACCAGAAUGAUGCGCCCUCACCGCGGCUUCAUCCUGCUGCUCCUCAACGGAACCGCUUGUUUGAUUGCACUGGGUCAAGAAGAUGACUCCUCCAGCCCGAAGAGCUCUUUAGAUGUCUCUUCCAAGACAGUUGGCCUCCUGAGCGGGCAGGCGCCCCUCUCGCCCCUCAGUCGCUGGAUGAUUCACAGUAAAAGCAGGGCGGCCAAUGCCACCUCCCUGGAGCUGCCUUACCGCUCCCCAAUCCCUUUCUCGAAGCAGGAGUUUUCAAAACAGGAGUUCUGGGAGAUGUUGGGCAGUGAUCUCCUCAAACCUGAUUCCUCCAGCUCCAGGGUCAAACGUCGACCCAUUGUUAAAACUGGUAAAUUCAAGAAGAUGUUUGGCUGGGGGGACUUUUAUUCCAACAUCAAAACAGUGCGGCUUAACUUGAUGAUCUCCGGCAAGAUUGUGGACCAUGGUAAUGGCACAUUUAGCGUCUACUUCCGCCACAACUCCACAGGCCAGGGCAACAUCUCAGUUAGCUUGGUGCCACCGGUUAAGGCAGUGGAGUUUGAUCUGGAGCGCCAGAGUGUGGUCUACCCCAAGGACUCAAAGAUCUUCAACUGCCGUGUGGACUACGAAAAGGUGGAUCGCAAGAAGCGCACCUCGCUUUGCAAUUAUGACCCAUCCAAGACCUGCUUCCAGGAGCAGAUUCAGAGUCAUGUUUCCUGGAUUUGUUCUAAGCCUUUCAAGGUCAUCUGUAUCUAUAUUUCCUUCUACAGUACGGACUACCGCCUGGUACAGAAGGUUUGCCCGGACUAUAACUACCAUAAUGAGAUGCCGUACCUGCCAUCAGGCUAAAAGACAUAUAGGGGGACAAGAGGUGGGAGAGGAG